Messenger RNA from Amborella trichopoda, 1408 nucleotides. RefSeq names its product G protein alpha subunit 1. Gene Ontology annotation, biological process: adenylate cyclase-modulating G protein-coupled receptor signaling pathway. Gene Ontology annotation, molecular function: G protein-coupled receptor binding; G-protein beta/gamma-subunit complex binding; guanyl nucleotide binding. NCBI's taxonomy places the organism in Eukaryota, Viridiplantae, Streptophyta, Magnoliopsida, Amborellales, Amborellaceae. The record is from RefSeq and is a predicted model, not a curated record. Gene Ontology annotation, cellular component: heterotrimeric G-protein complex; cytoplasm.
GAUCGUUCCAUGCUGUCCAUUUUAAUAGAAAAUAUGGGCCUACUCUGCAGCAGACAAAGACCUCUCACUGAAGCUGAUGCCAAGGAAAAAUCUCAGGCUGCAGAAAUAGAGAGGAGGAUUGCUCAGGAAUCAAAGAUUGAAAAACAUAUUCAUAAGCUACUACUGCUUGGGGCUGGAGAAUCAGGGAAGUCUACAAUAUUUAAGCAGAUAAAACUUUUAUUUCAAACUGGCUUUGACGAGGCAGAACUUAUGAGCUAUAUAUCAGUUAUUCAUGCAAAUGUGUACCAGACAAUUAAACUCUUGUACGAUGGUUCAAAAGAAUUUGCUCAAAAUGAAGAGGGUUCCUCGAAGUAUGUUAUAUCUCCUGAUAAUCAGGAUAUUGGAGAAAAAUUCUCUCAAAUUGGAGACAGGUUUGAUUAUCCACGUCUGAGUAAGGAGCUUGCCCAGGAGAUAGAAACUUUGUGGAAGGAUGACGCGAUACAGGAAACUUAUGCUCGUGCAAAUGAACUCCAAGUUCCAGAGUGCACUCACUAUUUCAUGGAGAAUUUGCACCGUUUGUCUGAUACAAAUUAUAUUCCCACAAAGGAGGAUGUUCUUUACUCCAGAGUGCGAACAACUGGAGUUGUAGAGAUCCAGUUCAGUCCCGUUGGAGACAGCCGGAAAAGUGGGGAAGUUUACAGGCUCUUUGAUGUGGGGGGCCAAAAAAAUGAGAGAAGAAAAUGGAUUCAUCUGUUUGAAGGCGUCACAGCUGUUAUCUUUUGUGCUGCCAUUAGCGAGUAUGAUCAGACUCUCUUUGAAGAUGAGAACAAGAACAGAAUGAUGGAAACCAGGGAGCUAUUUGACUGGGUUUUAAAGCAGCCAUGCUUUGAGAAAACGUCUUUCCUAUUGUUCCUAAACAAAUUUGAUAUAUUUGAGAAGAAGGUUACUAAGGUACCACUGAAUGUUUGCGAGUGGUUUAAAGAUUAUCAGCCUAUUGCAACUGGGAAACAAGAGAUCGAGCAUGCAUACGAGUUUGUGAAGAAGAAAUUUGAAGAACUAUACUUUCAGAGUACAACCCCAGAUCGUGUGGAUCGGGUCUUUAAGAUUUAUAGGACUACUGCUUUGGAUCAGAAACUUGUAAAGAAGACUUUCAAACUGGUGGAUGAGACCUUGAGGAGGAGGAACCUUAUCGAGGCAGGCUUGCUUUGAAAGCAUGGCCAAAGAGGAGGCACUAUGGACCAGCAUACAUGUCGAUCCAUAUGUACUGUCUCUCAUCUGGUUCCUCUCUCUCUCCCUCUCUCUCUCCUCCAAUUUUGCAGUAAAAGCAUGUAUUCUGUCUCAUUUGAUCUUUUCUCUCACCUUAUCUGAUACUGAACAAACUGUAGAUUGCUACCUUUUUUUCUUAUAAUCUUCUCUGAGGUGUUUGUAA